Didymosphaeria variabile is the source of this 2103-nucleotide messenger RNA. RefSeq names its product Hsp90 chaperone hsp82 (gene HSP82). Gene Ontology annotation, cellular component: perinuclear region of cytoplasm; cytosol; plasma membrane. The record is from RefSeq and is a predicted model, not a curated record. NCBI's taxonomy places the organism in Eukaryota, Fungi, Ascomycota, Dothideomycetes, Pleosporales, Didymosphaeriaceae. The transcript has a single exon. Gene Ontology annotation, molecular function: ATP hydrolysis activity; ATP binding; ATP-dependent protein folding chaperone. The coding region runs from base 1 to 2103 and encodes 700 amino acids. Gene Ontology annotation, biological process: protein stabilization; protein folding; cellular response to heat.
AUGGCGGAAACCUUCGAGUUCCAGGCUGAGAUCUCUCAGCUGCUUGGUCUCAUCAUCAACACCGUCUACUCGAACAAGGAGAUCUUCCUACGAGAACUCAUCUCCAACGCCUCAGAUGCCCUCGACAAGAUCCGGUAUGAGGCUCUCUCAGACCCCAGCAAGCUCGACAGCGGCAAGGACCUCCGCAUUGACAUCAUCCCCAAUAAGGAGGCAAAGACCCUCACCAUCCAGGACUCAGGUAUCGGUAUGACCAAGGCCGAUCUGAUCAACAACCUUGGUACCAUUGCCCGCUCUGGCACCAAGCAGUUCAUGGAGGCUCUCUCCGCUGGUGCCGAUAUUUCCAUGAUUGGACAGUUCGGUGUCGGUUUCUACUCCGCAUACCUCGUCGCAGACCGUGUCUCCGUCGUCUCAAAACACAACGAUGACGAGCAGUACAUCUGGGAGUCCAGCGCUGGUGGCACUUUCAAGAUCUCGGAGGACACCGAGGGUGAGCAAAUCGGCCGCGGUACCAAGAUCAUCCUCCACCUCAAGGAUGAGCAGACCGAUUACUUGAACGAGAGCAAGAUUAAGGAGGUCGUCAAGAAGCACUCCGAGUUCAUCUCUUACCCCAUCUACCUUCACGUCCUCAAGGAGACCGAGAAGGAGGUCGAGGAUGAUGAGGCUGAGGAGACCACCGAGGAGGGCGACGAGAAGAAGCCUAAGGUUGAGGAGGUCGAUGACGAGGAGGAGGAGAAGAAGGAGAAGAAGACUAAGAAGGUCAAGGAGUCCAAGAUCGAGGAGGAGGAGCUCAACAAGACCAAGCCCAUCUGGACCCGAAACCCGCAGGAUAUCACCCAGGAGGAGUACGCCUCCUUCUACAAGUCGCUCUCCAACGACUGGGAAGACCACCUUGCCGUCAAGCACUUCUCCGUUGAGGGUCAGCUCGAGUUCCGCGCCAUCCUCUUCGUCCCCAAGCGCGCGCCUUUCGACCUGUUCGAGACCAAGAAGACCAAGAACAACAUCAAGCUCUACGUGCGCCGUGUCUUCAUUACCGACGAUGCCACCGACCUCAUCCCUGAGUGGCUCAGCUUCGUCAAGGGUGUUGUUGACUCUGAGGACCUGCCCCUCAACCUUUCGCGUGAGACUCUUCAGCAGAACAAGAUCAUGAAGGUCAUCCGCAAGAACAUCGUCAAGAAGACUCUCGAGCUCUUCAACGAGAUCGCUGAGGACCGUGAGCAGUUCGACAAGUUCUACUCUGCCUUCAGCAAGAACUUGAAGCUUGGUAUCCACGAGGACUCCCAGAACCGCCAGUCUCUUGCCAAGCUUCUGCGAUUCAACUCGACCAAGUCUGGCGAUGAGACCACCUCUCUCGCCGACUACAUCACUCGCAUGCCCGAGCACCAGAAGCAGAUGUACUACAUCACCGGCGAGUCUCUCAAGGCUGUCCAGAAGUCGCCGUUCCUUGACUCUCUCAAGGAUAAGGGCUUUGAGGUCCUCUUCCUGGUUGACCCCAUUGAUGAGUACGCCAUGACCCAGCUCAAGGAGUUCGACGGCAAGAAGCUUGUCGAUAUCACCAAGGACUUCGAGCUUGAGGAGACCGAGGAGGAGAAGAAGCAGCGCGAGGAAGAGGAGAAGGAGUUCGAGGGUCUCGCCAAGAGCCUCAAGAACGUCUUGGGCGAGCGUGUCGAGAAGGUGGUUGUUUCGCACAAGCUCACCGGCUCUCCUUGCGCCAUCCGUACCGGCCAAUUCGGUUGGUCCGCCAACAUGGAGCGUAUCAUGAAGGCCCAGGCUCUCCGCGACACCUCCAUGAGCUCGUACAUGUCUUCCAAGAAGACCUUCGAGAUCUCGCCCAAGUCUCCCAUCAUCAAGGAACUCAAGCGCAAGGUCGAGGCUGACGGCGAGGAGGACCGCACCGUCAAGUCCAUCACCCUGCUUCUCUUCGAGACCUCUCUCCUCGUCUCUGGCUUCACCAUUGACGAGCCCGUCCAGUACGCUGAGCGCAUUCACAAGCUCGUUUCGCUCGGCCUGAACGUCGACGAGGAGGUUGAGACUGAGCAGGAGGCCAAGGCUGACGAGCCUGCUGCCGAGGCGACUGGAGAGAGCGCUAUGGAGGAGGUUGACUAG